UACGGAGCAAGAUCAGCCAUGUUUAGCGGCACAGAUAUCAGACCGUAAAAAAUUUGUUAAAUUCUAAGAAACACGAUCAACUAUGGAUCCCCGCUCUAGUGCCCAGGAUAUACACCGAUGUGACCUUUGUGAGACCGCCAUAGUACACAGCUACUGUGACUUUUGUCAUGUCAACCUCUGCAAGCCCUGUAUAGGUGAUCACAUCUCUGAUGGAUAUCAUAAACAUACAAUUGUGCCUUUCUAUGAACGAAGAUCAACCCUCAUAUAUCCAAAAUGUGGAACACAUUCAAACAAACAUUGUGAAUUACAUUGUAAAGAUUGCAGGUCUUUUGUUUGUUCUUCUUGCAUGGCAUCUGAACAACACAUUGGGCAUAGGUUUGUAGAAGUUAAACAUGAAUUUGAGACAAAGAAAGAAAUCAUCAAAAAGGAAAAAAUAGAACUAGGAAACUCUAUUUCUCCUAAAUAUGAAGAAAUUGCAUUCGAAUUGGAAAUCCAGCUUGCCAACCUGGAUGAAGGUUAUGAAAAACUUACAGCAGAAAUAUCCAAACAAGGAGAGGAAUGGCACAGAGAAAUCGACAUCGUUAUAAACAAGAUGAAAACUGAAAUCAAUGAAAUAAAAUUGAAACACGAGAGCAUUUUGAAGAAACACUUGCAUGAAAUAAAACAGAUGCAAUCUCUUAUAAAGGAAACUUUCAUAGUUUUAGGGAAACUUGAGAAGUCUACUGAAAUAUCCACAGCCAUAGAAUACAUAUCUAAGAUAAAAAUAUUCAGCAAGCUUCCACCUAGAGUAAAUGUAUUGCUGCCAACAUUCAUUCCUAAACCAAUUGACCAUGAGCAUUUUUAUAAUUUCUUUGGCCAGAUCAUACCAUUAUGUAAUGCCACACAAGAAAAUGCAUUGUCAAUAAACCAACCAAAGACUGCAGUCAGAGAGCUUCUGGAUAAACCUGAACUUGUUGCCACAAUACAGACUGGGUAUAAUGCUCUAUACAUUGUAACCUGUUUAAAUGAUGAGAUCUUCUGGACCUGUGGUGAAUUUGAUGGUAUCAAAUGCUUUGAUGUAAAAGGUAAUCUCCUCCGAACGAUCAAAACAAACUAUAGGAGGCGCUCAAAUGAUAUAGCUGUUGACGGUGAUGGGGAUCUACUGUACUCUGACUGGGGAACAACGACAGUGUAUAAAGUAAAGAAUCAACAAAGAAAAGAGUUGAUCAGAUUACAGGGAUGGAAGCCCCUUAACCUAUGUGUAACCUCUACUGGUGAUCUCCUGGUUACCAUGUACAAUGAUGAUGAAACCCAAUCCAAAGUUGUUCGUUACUCGGGAUCUGCCGAGAAACAAACGAUUCAAUUUGAUGAUGAAGGUAAACCUCUGUACUCCGGUAAUGGUUUUAGCAAAAAUAUCACCGAGAACAGAAACCAUGACAUCUGUGUUGCUGAUUAUAAGGCUGGUGCUGUAGUGGUGGUUAAUGAGGAUACGAAACUCAGAUGGAGAUACAGCGGCUAUCGCUCAACUACCAAGAACAAACCUUUCCAACCCCAGGGAAUCACAACAGACAGUCGGAGUCGUAUCCUGACCGUAGACGGUUACAACCAUUGUAUCCACAUUCUUAAUCAGGAUGGACAGUUUCUCCGUUACAUAGAUAAUUGUGAUUUAAGAUAUCCUUUUGGUCUAUGUGUGGACAAAAAAGAUAACCUUUUUGUCUGUGAUUGUGCGAACGGCAAUGUCAGAAAAAUCAAGUAUUCCAAAGACAUUUAACACUUGUUUCAAAAUAGUCUAAAUGUGACAUUCCCCCUUGAUUGUUGACAUUAUUUUCAAACAUGUACCCGUAGUUCAGUUUCUGUUCAAAAUAUGAUCUACUUUGGGUUUUAUGGAUAUCGAUCAUGUGACCGCCCGUAUUUAUAGCGAGCGCAGCUCGCCGGCGCGCAGCGCCGGCGCGAAGCGAGCUCUACCGGCAAGGCGUGUGUGAAUAGAAAAUUCGGACUAUUUGCACAUUCAUUCAAGGGAUUUUUUUGGCGUCAGUAAAUCGGACCAGUAAUGCCUUGUUUUAAUCGUCCCAGUAGUUCCCUGUAAUUAUGGUUUCCCAUUUCACACUCUCACGAGAACAAGAUAAAAGACUAUGUACAUGCAUUGUAAAUAACACAACGCCAAUUUCCAUUACUUUUAAGACUAACGGAGUUAUCGUCCUUUCGAGUGACGUCACAAUUGAUUUCUUGCACAUUGAUCCGACAGAAUUUUUCGGAGUCAGUAAAUUUCGACCCACAAUGCAAUUUCUCAAUGUCGACCGAUCUCACUAGACUGGAUACCAUCUCGCGAGAAUCAAAGUAAAACUUUUGAGAAACAGAUAAAUUGUGUAAUUUCCAGAACAUCAUGCUUUUUAAGUAAACAAAACAAUCUUUUUCGCGUAGUUUUUUCUAGUAUGUUUUCAAAGAGACAGACUACACUUGACCGACGUGAACUUUGACGUCACAAUAAGGGGAAACUACUCUAAGUAGUUAUUGUAAAUCUGCUGAAAUAAAAAUACUAAAAUCUUCUCAAAAUCUUGCAGAGCUAACGAAUCGGGAGAUAGGAAACAGCUGUAACUUGCUCUCAUUUGGAUGAAUGCUCACAUUUAUUUUAUUCACUAUAUUUACAGUAAUUUCCAGGAACGUUUUUUUAAAUGGGGCGUGGCAACAUCAUUCAAAAAAUCUUCACAAGCAAAAUGAAAAAUAAAAUUCUCAAAAUCAGGAAAAUUCUAAUCGGGGUGAGGAAUGGGGAGUGCAUGGUAUGCCUUUAGCUGCUCAAAAGUGUCUUUAUUUUCACUACUAUUUACGGUAUUACAUGGUCCCGGGGGAUCCAUUUUCCUUAUGUGAUCAACAAAUUUUUUUAUACGUAAAUUUGAUUUUUUUCUAAACGGGGAGGGGGGAUUCUGUGAUAAGUCAAUUUUUAUUUGUAAGUUUAAGAAAAAUGUCUGCUGCAAGAAAAGAGGAAAUAAACUGCAAUGUACAUUAUGUUAAAAUCUUUAUUAUUCAACAACAUUUUAUCUGAGAUAAAUUCUAUACUGGCGUGCGACCAGUAUAUAAACAA
Messenger RNA from Magallana angulata, 3058 nucleotides. RefSeq lists its product as uncharacterized. The record is from RefSeq and is a predicted model, not a curated record. The transcript has 2 exons. NCBI's taxonomy places the organism in Eukaryota, Metazoa, Mollusca, Bivalvia, Ostreida, Ostreidae. Bases 83 to 1750 code for a protein of 555 amino acids. Gene Ontology annotation, molecular function: zinc ion binding; protein binding.